ACUAUAUCGCAAACUAUGAUCUCAAAACACUUAACUGUCAUUUCAAACUCAUGUUAGAGCAAUUUUAAACCUCAAAAUAAAUGGCUUACAGUUGGCUUGAUUGGAGGGGGGGGGGAGCACUUUUUCAUUUUUCUGCAGUGGUCGGGAACAACAGGGAAUUCCAUCCCUCCCCGCUUUUUCCAAAGGUGGAGGUCUCCUGAAUGUUACCAGCUGAAUAUAUUUACUCAGCUCUUGCAGAGUGUUGGCCACAAAGGCAGGAAUGUGACUUGAAAGGGCCUGUUACAUUUUAAUUUUUGACCCAUAAAAUAAACACGAGAGUGGCCUUACAAUUUUUUAUUUAUUUUUUUAUGAAUGGCUCUAUUCAUUCCCAAUAGAAAAUUAGUUCUGGGGUAAAGCCACACCCACUUGAAAUACCCGGCUCACUCAUUGCUCAUCUAUUGGCCAGCCGUGAGGAGAGGGGGCGGGCCCUGUCAGGUGGUAUAAAGAGGUGUUUAAGUUGGUUGUCCCCAUAGGGGAACACUUGGACAAAGACCCGAAAAGGGACUGAGCUAUUUAGGACUGACUAUUCUUGAGUGGAGCUGAGUUUGAAAUUAGAUAUACAUAAACCAUAUUUAAUGAGCAUGGAUUAUGCAAUGUAUUUUAUUUGGAUGAUGACAGCCUUCAUCUCACAGGUGAUGGCUAUCUGUCCCGCGACAUGUGAGUGUCCCGCGGGCCACCCGAUGUGCCCUCCGGGGAUUAGCACUGUGCCAGAUGGAUGUGGGUGCUGCAAGGUGUGCGCCGCGCAGCUUAACCAAGACUGCAGUUCCAUAAAGCCUUGCGACCAUCACAAAGGGCUGGAGUGCAAUUACGGCAACGACAUCACAGAACCUUGGGGGGUGUGCCGAGCCAAAUCGGAAGGACGCACGUGCGACUACAGCGGCAGGAUCUACCAGAAUGGAGAGAGCUUCCGCGUGGGCUGCAAGCACCAGUGUACCUGCCUGGAUGGCGCCGUGGGCUGCGCGCCUCUUUGUGACCACAACCUGCCACCGGCAUCGCCAUCGUGCCCCUUCCCUCAGCUGGUCAGAAUGCCCGGCCGGUGUUGCUUCACCGUCGACUGCCACAAACACAACCCAAAGAUGACCUUUCCGAAACGACGGCAACCCAAACUGCAGCGCCGACCCACCCCUCGGCCUCAUGAAAACGAUCUUCCGGCGGCCAAUGAGAUUGUGCCCCUUCACGCGACUGGCUGGGAGGCUGAGCGUGGCUACAAAUACCUACCUGUGUGGGGCAACCAGAAGAAAUGUCCCAUUCUCACCACCGGUUGGUCCCAGUGUUCUCGUAGCUGCGGGACGGGCAUCUCCUCCCGCCUCUCGAACAAGAACCCCCAGUGCAAGCUGAAGAGAGAAACCAGAUUGUGUACAGUGCGGCCAUGCAGCGCCACGCAGCCUCUUCCAAGCAAGAGAGGCAGGAAGUGCUCCGCCAUGCAAAAAUCCCCGUCGCCCAUCCGCCUGUCCUUUGGCGAGUGCGUCAGCGUGCGCCUAUACCGGCCCAACUUCUGCGGCCAGUGUCGGGACGGACGUUGCUGCUCGCCGCGCCGCACCCGCACCCUGCCAAUCGACCUGGCCUGCCCGGAUGGCCAGCGCCUGCGAAAAUCGGCCAUGUUCAUCCAGUCAUGCAAAUGCAGCGAGGAGGCCUGCGGCCAUCUGAACGACGUGGCCCUGCCACCGCAGCGCUGGAUGCGCGGUGACACAUACAAAUUCAUAGACAAACAGUGAUUUUAUUUCAGUUUUGAUGCGGAGCAAGAUGACAUGCCAGGUUUGACAGUGUAUGGGAGGAAGGGCCCUGGUUGGUGCGUGUGUGUGGCCCAGGGUGCGGGUGCCUUUGUUCAGAUGUGGGAGCUAAAUUAAAGCCCUGAUGCAGCCCCGGACACUUCCCUCCUUCAUGAGGGAUAAGCGUGCUUAUUCCGACUUGGAUAUUUUGAGACCCUCCCGACAGGCCGCAAGAGGAAAUGCUUUGCAAGGCACUUUGAAAACCGACUUUGAUCUUUAGCGGCAAUGCAAAAGGACCUAAUGUGUUCAUUGGGUUUCACACAAUUUUUCUCUGGUGUACAGUGAACCCUGAAUUAUGUUUUUUUGAAGGGGGUGAGGGGGGAGACUUGAAAAACUCACUUGGAAUGCUGCAAAAAUAGUUCUUUGCCAUCUUGUAACACUUAAGUCUUGGUGGGUGGGUGGGUGUCAACUAUUUGUGGAUUGUGGCUAUUCGCGACAGGGUUCGGUCUCCACCCCCCACAAAAAGCAAGGGUUCACUGUACAGCGAUGCCUUGAGAUAGACUCCACGGUACUCAGUCAUAUACUAUAUUCUCCGUGUUGAAUGACUAUUGUCGUACUGAUGGGAUCAGAGAGGAACUGAGACAGAUCAUUUAGAACGAAAGUUAUGGAUUUGCCAUUGUAAAUAUGAAACAGGAUUAAUAUGAUUGUUGGCGUUGUCUAUAUUUUAGCAGCUUGGCGAGUCAGCUCUUAUCACACCACAUUCCACAAGAUAAUGUUCAGGAUAACCUUUGCUGACCUGGAUUGCAGAAAAGCACAAAUGUAUCCUGAUUGUAUGCGUGCAACCCACAAAGUCUUUUGACAUUAUAUCCUGUAAUGCAUCGCAAACCCUUAAGAUAUUCUUUAUUUACAACCAGCAAAAGAACUCGAGUUCUUUGUUUUGGCGGGGGAAUUUGCACUUAUUUGACAAGCUGUCAUGUUGACACACAGCACUGACGCCACUCCACAUUGGUGUGUUUGUAAAAUAGUUGGUUUUUUUGUGUUCACAAUCUGAUAAAUGGUUCAAUAAACUAAGUAAUAUU
Messenger RNA from Hippocampus zosterae (dwarf seahorse), 2827 nucleotides. RefSeq names its product CCN family member 1-like. Gene Ontology annotation, cellular component: extracellular region. Lineage: Eukaryota; Metazoa; Chordata; Actinopteri; Syngnathiformes; Syngnathidae. Bases 615 to 1754 code for a protein of 379 amino acids. The record is from RefSeq and is a predicted model, not a curated record. Gene Ontology annotation, biological process: signal transduction. Gene Ontology annotation, molecular function: protein binding. The transcript is spliced from 6 exons.